Molecule: messenger RNA, 208 nt
Organism: Ilex paraguariensis (yerba mate)
Lineage: Eukaryota; Viridiplantae; Streptophyta; Magnoliopsida; Aquifoliales; Aquifoliaceae
Source: the annotation of a GenBank genome assembly
CACCGUAGCCUCUAGUGUGUCGAGGCGCUGGGGAAUCAAACGUUCAGGUGCAAUAGUGGAUGGCCCAGCAGAUGAAGAUGCACUAGGGGCCUCAAAACUGGCACCCAGGGUCUUGGCACGCUUCCCCCUACUCAUUGCCUUUCUUUUCUUCUUGCUAGUCUUGCCAAUGGCUCCAAGUUCUGGGGGCGUGAUCUUUUCUAAAGCAUAA